Messenger RNA from Spinacia oleracea (spinach), 1908 nucleotides. Its product is annotated as glucose-1-phosphate adenylyltransferase large subunit 3, chloroplastic/amyloplastic. Gene Ontology annotation, molecular function: glucose-1-phosphate adenylyltransferase activity. The transcript has 16 exons. NCBI's taxonomy places the organism in Eukaryota, Viridiplantae, Streptophyta, Magnoliopsida, Caryophyllales, Amaranthaceae. The coding region runs from base 148 to 1710 and encodes 520 amino acids. The record is from RefSeq and is a predicted model, not a curated record. Gene Ontology annotation, biological process: glycogen biosynthetic process.
AACAAAUUGAAGGCCCUUUCUUGCAAUAAACAUAAUUUUCCAGAGCCAAUAAAAUUGGUGGAUGCAGUGAAAUAUAGAUAAAAACAGUUGGACUCACACCCAACAACAACAACAACAACAACAACAACAACAACAACAACGUUCAUAAUGGCAUUGUCGUCGGCCAAUGGACAUGUUUCGCUGUCGAUGGCCGGAAGUGUGACGUCGAGUAAGAGGGACUGGAGUGUGGUGAAGUUUUGCAAUGGGGAAUUGAUGGGGCUCAAGUUGAAGAAUUUGUCAUCCAAACAUACUCUUCAUGCUAAUAACAACACUGUUAGAGGACGUGUGUGCAUGUCCGUCACUGCUGAUAAUGCUUCUGAAACUAAGGUUAGGGAAAUUGGACAAGAGAAAACAAACUCACGAACAGUAGCAGCAAUAAUACUGGGAGGAGGUGCAGGAACUCGUCUUUUUCCAUUGACAAAGCGUCGUGCAAAACCAGCUGUUCCAUUAGGAGGAGCAUAUCGACUCAUAGAUGUGCCGAUGAGUAACUGCAUAAACAGCGGCAUCAACAAAGUCUAUAUCUUGACACAGUUCAAUUCCGCCUCUCUCAACAGGCAUCUUGCUCGGGCUUACAACUUUGGCAGUGGUGGCAACUUUGGAGAUGGCUAUGUGGAGGUUCUUGCUGCCACACAAACUCCAGGCGAUGCAGGCAAAAAAUGGUUCCAGGGUACUGCUGAUGCUGUAAGGCAGUUUGGCUGGCUAUUUGAGGAUCAAAGAAGUAAGGAAAUUGAAGAUAUUCUGAUUCUAUCCGGAGACCACUUGUACAGAAUGGAUUACAUGGACUUCCUCCAGAACCAUCGCCAAAGUGGAGCUGACAUCAGUAUUUCUUGCCUGCCCAUGGACGACAGCCGUGCCUCAGAUUUUGGUUUAAUGAAGAUUGAUGACAAGGGGAGGGUUUUGUCCUUUAGUGAGAAACCUAAAGGAGACGAUUUGAAAGCAAUGGCAGUUGACACGACUGUUCUAGGACUGUCAAAAGAAGAAGCUCAGGAGAAACCCUAUAUUGCAUCUAUGGGUGUAUAUAUAUUUAAGAAAGAAAUACUACUUAACUUGUUGAGAUGGCGAUUCCCGACUGCAAAUGACUUUGGAUCAGAAAUAAUCCCAGCAUCUGCUCGGGAAUACUACACCAAGGCUUACCUAUUCAAUGAUUAUUGGGAAGACAUUGGAACUAUCCGAUCCUUCUUUGAGGCAAAUCUCGCCCUAACAGAACAUCCUUCGAAAUUUAGCUUCUACGAUGCAGACAAACCAAUGUACACAUCAAGAAGAAAUUUGCCUCCUAGCAAAAUCGACAAUAGCAAGGUCGUUGACUCAAUCAUAUCCCAUGGGAGCUUCUUGAACAAUUGUUUCAUAGAGCAUAGUGUGGUUGGAAUCCGAUCUCGCGUCAACUCUAACGUCCACUUAAAGGAUACAGUAAUGCUCGGUGCCGAUCUGUAUGAAACAGAUGCUGAAAUUGCAUCACAGUUAGCUGAGGGAGGUGUUCCAAUUGGAAUAGGAGAAAACACAAAAAUCAAGGAUUGCAUUAUCGACAAGAAUGCGAGGAUAGGGAAAAAUGUCAUUAUUUCAAAUUCAGAGGGAGUACAAGAGGCAGACAGGUCAUCCGAAGGGUUCUAUAUUCGUUCUGGCAUCACCGUCAUAUUUAAAAACUCAACCAUCAAAGACGGGGUUGUGAUAUAACAUGUAAUUCUAUCACCAACCCCUUCUCGAAGGAAGAUAUAUGAAGAUGAAGGCCCGGAAAUUAUGUUAGACCAGGGAACAUGAAGGAAUAUUACCUGAUGUGUAUAAUGAGCAUUGUCAUGGAUAAUUCAGAAGUGAAAAGGCUAAAUUGACACUGACAAAUUUUCAAUGAGAAACCAAAGUGCCAAUAUUAAUAGA